AUGAGUUACCUGCACCAUUCCUAUCCAUAUUCCAGUCAUCCGGCUGUGCCGUUGGAUCAGCCGCUGGUGUUUGACCCGGCAAUGGCACACUCAUCCAUGAUCCCGCAGCCCAUGGACGGCUACCUGUACCCGCACCCGCCUUUCGAGAUGGUCGACUUUUACCCGCCGCCCAUCAUGGACUACGACGAAUACGCGGAGAACCUGUCACGCCCUCGUUUGACCAAGGAGCAAGUCGAGACCCUCGAGACUCAAUUCCAGACCCAUCCGAAGCCCAGCAGCAACGUCAAGCGGCAAUUGGCAGCUCAGACCAACCUGAGCCUGCCCAGAGUGGCUAAUUGGUUCCAGAACCGACGUGCCAAGGCCAAGCAGCAGAAGCGACAGGAGGAAUUCGAGCGGAUGCAAAAGGCCAAAGCACAGGCUGAGGAGGCCGCUCGAGGCAAAUCAGACACGGCUGACCAGCCGGAGAGUGGGUCGACAGUCAAAGCUGAAACGCCCGAUGAGAGCAGCAAUGCAUCCCUGGCACCUCAAAAAAAGUCCGCGGAGACUACCAGCUCGACAGCCUCGACUUCCCGAAGCCAUGUCCCAGCGACCUCGGCGCCCAGGUCGAGACACCAGAAGACACCCAGUGAAUCCGCCCGCGAAGCUACAUUUGCCUCCCUGCAACGGGCUCUCAAUGCGGCUGUUGCGGCCAGAGAUCAGUUCGGCCGGUCAGGAGUGGAGGGCGAGGCGGUUGCUCCGCCACCUCCUGCCGACGCUCUCGAAGGGUCCAUGCCGUCCAGCAAGAUGUACUCGCUGGACGAGAGAUCACAGACGGCCUUGAACCCAACUUUUCCGGAGUGGGAAACCCCUGCCGAGUCGACAAGUCUCACGUGGACUCCCUCCCAGAGCCCCGAAGACACCUUUUCGUAUGGCAAUCUGAAUGCAGCCACGUCUUUCACCUCGAUGGUCGAGAGUCUCUCCGUGGCGGAGAUGGAGACACCUCAGCAGUCCUUCCGCAGACCCAGCGACGGCUGGAGCCAUCAUCACCAUCAGCACCAGCAUCAUAAUCAUCAUCGCCACCACCAUCACAUGCAGGAGCACGUUUCGAAACAUCAUCACCCGUCCGCCUCAGCCAUGGAGGUCUCUUUCACCUAUCCUUCCGCCGCUUCAAUGGAGUUCACCCGGCGGGGCUCCUCAGAUGACCUGGCUGACUCGUUGGAACAUAUCGGUAUCGAUGCCACCGAUUCUGUUCAUCUAAAUCCUCAACGCGUUGACCCUGCUGCGUGGAAAGAGCCCGGUAAGGAGCUGGAUCUGGCUGCGCGACGUAAGCGUCCCCGACCUGCGGCUAUUGGCACUUCGGCGUCUGGCCGCUCGUCGCUCGCCGCCGGCACUGUAUCAAUGUCCCCGACUACCCGACUACCCAGCAGCUUGGGGGCAACCGGCCAUUCGGUGCGGCAGACCAAGUCAGCUCAGAGCCUGAACUCUCGUUAUGCGGGCGUGCGCAAGGUUUCGGUCGCUCAGCGAUCCCCAUUGAACUUCUCCACCUUUGCAGAGGCCGGUGCACUGAGCGCAGCCAAAGCGGAGAUGCUGCAACCGUCGGUCUCGGCCAACACAUUGGCCCCUCCUACCCCGCUGACGCCCGAAGACUUCCAGCACCUGCUGCCCCCGGCCUCUCCAGAGGGAGGGUAUUGUCUCUCUGCACACCCGGCCUCCCAGCAGCUGUUCCAGACGAGCACGACGGCCACGACGCAGCCCAUGCAGAUCCACAUUGCCUCUCCGCCUUCAACGCCGCUGACGAUGGAAGUCCUGUCGCCCUUUGCCUACACGACUCUGGCUCCCCCGCUGUCCGCGCCGGCCCAGUACACUACGUUCCCUCCCGAAUACGCGGGAUCGUGCGAGGUGCCGCUGACUGCUCGGAGCUGGGCCGAAGCCGUGCCGAUGCCGUCCCCGGAGAUGAACUUCGCAGUGGGGAUGCCUCCCUCGAUCGCUCAGCAUAGCAUCUCCCCCAUCCCAGACCAGGGGCUGUCAAUGGAUCAUGAAACAGGCUCUUACUCGGGUUCUCCGCCAGGCAGUCACGCCAAGGAGACAGAGUUCCGCAUCCAAGAAUUCCCUGAGCAACAGGAGGCACACCGGUUUGUGGCGGCACAGCUCUCUGUACAGCCCCCCAAGAAAUACACAUUCAUCAACAACGCCACAGGCCAUGUGGAAGCAUGA
This is a messenger RNA of Penicilliopsis zonata CBS 506.65, 2193 nucleotides long. RefSeq lists its product as hypothetical. The record is from RefSeq and is a predicted model, not a curated record. Bases 1 to 2193 code for a protein of 730 amino acids. Gene Ontology annotation, cellular component: RSC-type complex; nucleus. Gene Ontology annotation, molecular function: DNA-binding transcription factor activity, RNA polymerase II-specific; DNA binding. The transcript is spliced from 2 exons. Lineage: Eukaryota; Fungi; Ascomycota; Eurotiomycetes; Eurotiales; Aspergillaceae. Gene Ontology annotation, biological process: regulation of transcription by RNA polymerase II.